This is a messenger RNA of Calliphora vicina (urban bluebottle blowfly), 3073 nucleotides long. Its product is annotated as beta-1,3-galactosyltransferase 1-like. The coding region runs from base 598 to 2091 and encodes 497 amino acids. Lineage: Eukaryota; Metazoa; Arthropoda; Insecta; Diptera; Calliphoridae. The transcript is spliced from 5 exons. The record is from RefSeq and is a predicted model, not a curated record. Gene Ontology annotation, molecular function: hexosyltransferase activity. Gene Ontology annotation, cellular component: Golgi membrane.
CAUAUAAUUUGGCACUCGCAAAAAAACAAUCGUAAACAGAAAACAAAACUGAACUAACUUGUUUUUUUAUACGGAAAUAACGAAUCUAAUCAAACUAAUAAACCAGAAAUGUGAUUGAUAACAAACAAUAUCAAUUAGGUUUAUCGGAUAACAACAAUUGUAGUGCAAAGUAAAUUAACUUAACUCAUGAAAGUUAUGUUUUUUUAAGUUUUCAUACGGUGUUGUCGCGUGAUAAAAAUUGGUAGUGCAUUAAUAAUCAAGAAAAAGUAUAAACAAAAAAGUGAAAGAAAAUUACAUGAAAAAGUUUAGUAAUUAGUUAAAAGAAGGAGAAAACGAAAAUAAUCAAGACAAUGCAAUUUAUGUGUUACUGCAAUUUAUGGAAAAAAUAAUAUGAUGCACACGAAAAUAAUUUGAAGGUCGCUUUUUUGCUUGUAAAUAAAACUAGUACUCUCUUUUGUCCAGACUUGUUGUUGUUGCUUUUCUCUUCACUACAAAAUAAAAGUACUUGAUUUGUUGUUAUUAUUACAAAGAAGGAGUUGGGUUUGAUAAGACGUAUUUAAAAGAAGACAGUAAUGAAUAUUAUUAGAAAGCCAAACGAUGGGUCGUUAUGAAUAUGAAAAACUCACGCUUUUGCCUUUAAGCUCAAACAGUUCCAAUUCAACAAUAAAUCCAUCAUCGUCUUCGUCCGUCGAUGACGACGAUAAUAGUGAACAUGACGAUACCGUUGAAUUCAAACAGAAAACAAAACAUUUUCGCAAAAAAAUAGCCGGUGCCAUACGAACAACCUCAGCUACAUUGGCGGCAAAUAAUCGUCGCAAACUACACCUUAACCGUGGAAUUGGAAAACGCCUAGCACGCCUCGUAUUAUGUGCUUUUAUGGUUCCCAUGAUGUUAUUUUUAACAUGGUAUAGUUCUAUAUUCACUGGUGCACCAUCAAGACAUUAUCCCUUGUCCGAUUGGGAUUUUAGUGUGUCACGUAAUAUUAGUGAUUAUGUUUUGCCAUUAAAUGAUACAACAUUAUUGGAACCGCGUCAUAAGUGUCAUGAGAAAAUGUUCAUUUUAAUUGUUGUGUGUUCGGGUGUAAAUAAUUUUGUUGCAAGACAAACCAUACGUGAGACAUGGGGCAAUAUCACGGAAUUCAAUUACAGUAUGUUUGAAAAAUUGCAUACGCAUUUAAGUGACAAAUAUUUGCAACCCAAAAGACAACGUAUAAAAUUAUUUCAAGAAUUUUUAAAAUUAAAUGGCAAUCAAACGACAGCAAUUCCACCAGCUACAUUGCCAGUAAGAAUUUUGUUUUUAUUGGGUCACACAAAAGUUGACACAAGUAUGGCUGGCGGGGGUGAUAAUGAAACGCACAUACGUCUACAACAAGAAGCCGAACAAUAUGAUGAUAUAAUACAGGAAAACUUUUUAGAUACUUAUAAUAAUUUAACCAUAAAAUCUGUAAUGGCUUUGAAAUGGAUAACGCGCAACAAAUGCUUUCAACAGGCGGCAUUCUUUAUGAAAUGUGACGACGAUACCUUUGUUAAUGUUCCCAAUCUACUGCAAUUCCUAUUGGGUGGCACAGUGCCGCUGUACAACGAAACCCUGGAUUACUAUGAUAGUCAUACGUAUCAGACACUGUCCGCUUUGAAUCGUUUAAAUGCCACCAAAAAUUAUAUGGUGGGUUAUAUGUUCUGUAAGGCUCCUGUUCUGGGCAAUGUGAAGAGUAAAUGGUAUAUGCCCUAUUACAUGUAUACCAAAGAUUAUUAUCCCACUUAUUUAUCCGGUUCGGGAUAUCUCAUGUCCAUGGAUGUGGUGCCCCGGCUAUAUGAAGCAGCCUUGAAUACGAGUUUAGUGUAUUUGGAGGAUGUCUAUGUGACCGGCAUGUGUGCCGAAAAGGCAAAUAUCCAGAGACAUCAUCAUCCCCUAUUCAAUUAUGGCCGUUACAAGCAUGCCUGCACAUUGAAAGGUAUGAUAACUCUGCAUAAACUCACCAAUGACGACAUGUAUGCUGCAUAUAAUUUUGUAACAAAUGUUACAUAUCAUUGUCCACCACCAGGGAAGUAUUUUAAACGUAUACGUUUACGUAGAUUAAGUGGCUGUGGUUAAGUUUAGCAACUAAGAAUAAAAUGUAUGUCUAGGUGUGAUUGUCUAAGGCAUUACACAUUCGGGGGGUGUUUAAGCUUAUAAAAUAAUUAAUGAUUUGCCUCAAAUCUUUAUUAGAUUUAUUUGGAAAUUAGCACAAAUUUAUUUAUAGUAGUUAGGCUAGGCGCAAACAAUGUUGAAGGUGGCACAAUUUACUAUUGUAUUCUGAUCUGACAAAUGUUGAAAAUUUUAAUAAUAUUUUUGCUGUUUAUUGGAAAAUCUUUUCUGAAUAUGAAAACAUUAACUAUUAAAAUGUUAAUUUGUUUAUUUUAUUAUAUUAAAUUAUAAAGUUUAAUAUUUUGUAUUUAAUAAUGACGGAUAUUAGAAAUUGCUAUAACUGAAAGGCUGUGAAAUAUUCAAAAAUUAUUGGUUUAUUUAGUUUUUAUAGUUAUACAUAAAACUAACAAAUUUAGCAAAACAUAGCUAUACAAAUUACAAAUCCGAAAACACACAUUUUUUUUUGUGAAAAAAUAGUUUUUCUUAAAAGAUGUCCGCAAUAUGCAAAAUUAAAUAUUUCUAAAUGAUGCAGUUAUUUAAAAAAUUUAUUUAGUUUAAAUUUUAUUGUAAAUUUAUAAGAAACAAAAAUGGAUACCACCCAGAUAUGUAAAUAAAUUAAGAUACGCUUUUAUUUGAAUACUUUAUUAAAAAGGUGGAGAGAAUAAACUUUAAAUUAAACUAUUUAUUAUACAUUAUGAAAAGCUUGUGGCCAUAUUUUCCUGAUGCAGGGAUUGUCGCCACAAGCUUUUAUAUCAUAUAAAUUUUACAAUUUAAUAAAUAUGUAGUUUUAAUUUAGUUUAUUUUCUUGCUUUUAGAGCAUUUAAAUAAAAUAAAUUGUUUUAAAAAUGUUUUUUUUAUUAUUAAUUUACUUUCUUCUUUCAGAGCACAUUGAAUAUUUCGAAUUUAUGAACAUAUUGUAAAAAGCUUAUAGUUUGAAACAGCAUGUAAA